Messenger RNA from Dromiciops gliroides (monito del monte), 5264 nucleotides. RefSeq names its product adaptor related protein complex 4 subunit beta 1 (gene AP4B1). Gene Ontology annotation, molecular function: clathrin binding. Gene Ontology annotation, biological process: vesicle-mediated transport; intracellular protein transport. Gene Ontology annotation, cellular component: clathrin adaptor complex; membrane coat. Lineage: Eukaryota; Metazoa; Chordata; Mammalia; Microbiotheria; Microbiotheriidae. The record is from RefSeq and is a predicted model, not a curated record. Bases 304 to 2520 code for a protein of 738 amino acids. The transcript has 12 exons.
CGCAAGGCGGCUUCAGGCCGGAGAGGGCGGGACUGCUAGUGACUGGGAGGUCGUAGGCGAAGAUGAGGAAAGUGAGGCCCACCGCACAAAAGAGGAGGGUUACAUAAACAGUAAGUGGUGGAGCCAGGAGUCAAAGACUUUGUGUGGCUGCUUCUGCUUUUGAUGAUGCUGUGCUGCAGCUUUCUCAUCUAUAGGAUAAGGAGUUCGUUCAGUAAACGUUUAUUAAGUGCCUGCCACAUGCCAGGUUCCUCCCCCAGCCUAGAUUGAGGACUGUAGAAACGGCCUCAGAAGGAGCCUGAAGAAAUGCCGUAUCUAGGCUCAGAGGAUGUGGUAAAGGAGCUGAAGAAAGCCCUGUGUAACCCCCACAUUCAGGCAGAUAGACCUCGUUAUCGCAAUGUCAUCCAGAAGGUUAUUAGGCAUAUGACUCAGGGUGUGGAUAUGUCCAGUGUCUUCAUGGAAAUGGUGAAAGCCAGUGCUACUGUGGACAUUGUACAGAAGAAGCUAGUGUAUCUAUACAUGUGUACAUAUGCUCCCUUGAAACCAGACCUUGCUCUCCUGGCCAUCAAUACACUAUGCAAGGACUGCUCAGACCCCAACCCCAUGGUGCGAGGAUUGGCACUCAGGAGCAUGUGCAGCCUUAGGAUGCCUGGAGUACAAGAGUAUAUCCAACAACCUAUUCUGAAUGGCCUUCGAGAUAAAGCCUCCUAUGUCAGGAGGGUGGCAGUUCUUGGCUGUGCAAAGAUGUAUAAUCUCCAUGGAGAUUCUGAAGUGGAUGGCACCCUGGUGAACGAACUGUACAGUCUCCUAAGAGACCAGGAUCCCAUUGUAGUGGUUAAUUGCCUGAGAGCUUUGGAGGAGAUCUUGAAGCAUGAGGGAGGUGUUGUUAUCAAUAAACCCAUUGCCCACCAUCUCUUAAAUCGAAUGCCAGAUCUAGACCAAUGGGGUCAGGCUGAGGUUCUGGGCUUCUUGUUACGCUACCAACCCCGAAGUGAGGAGGAACUCUUUGCCAUCCUCAACCUGCUGGACAGUUCUCUUCAGAGCAGCAGCCCAGCUGUGGUGAUGGCAGCCACCAAACUCUUUCUUGUUCUGGCGAAAGAAUUCCCCCACGUACAGACAGAUGUGCUCGUUAGAGUCAAGGGGCCCUUGCUGACAGCCUGCUCCUCAGAGAGCCGGGAGCUCUGCUUCGCUGCUCUGUGUCAUGUGCGACGGAUCCUGCGCAGUCUGCCCGGCCACUUCAGUAGCCACUACAAGAAGUUCUUCUGCUCAUACUCAGAACCACAUUACAUCAAACUGCAGAAGGUGGAAGUACUGUGUGAGCUGGUGAAUGAUGAGAAUGUCCAGCAGGUGCUGGAAGAGCUCCAGGGUUACUGCACUGACGUGUCGGCGGACCUAGCACAGGCAGCCAUCUUCGCCAUAGGUGGCAUUGCCAGGACCUACACAGAUCAGUGUGUUCAGAUCCUAACAGAGCUGCUGGUGCUCAGGCAGGAGCACAUCACCUCAGCGGUGGUACAGACUUUCCGAAACCUGGUUUGGCUUUGUCCUCAAUGCACUGAGGCUGUGUGCCAGGCCCUUCCUGGCUGUGAGGAGAACAUCCAGGAUAGUGAGGGAAAGCAGGCGCUGAUCUGGCUCCUUGGAGUACAUGGGGAAACAAUCCCAAACGCUCCAUAUGUGUUGGAGGACUUUGUGGAAAACGUGAAGGCAGAGACAUUUCCAGCAGUUAAGAUGGAGUUACUGACAGCACUGCUGCGCCUCUUUCUCUCCCGGCCUGCUGAGUGCCAGGACAUGCUGGGCCGCCUGCUAUAUUACUGCAUAGAGGAGGAAAAGGAUAUGGCGGUACGGGACCGAGGGCUCUUCUACUAUCGCCUUCUCUUAACUGGCAUUGAUGAGGUGAAGCGAAUCCUGUGUAGCCCCAAGUCUGACCCUUCUCUUGGGCUUCUGGAAGACCAAGCAGAAAGACCUGUGAACAGCUGGGUCUCUGAGUUCAACACAUUAGUGCCAAUGUAUAGCAAAGCGUGCUGGGCAGCCAUCUCUUCACUUCAGGUGUCAGAGCCUCGUGGCCCGGAACCUUCUGGCCCUGGAGUCCUUUCUGCAUCAGGAUCCUUAGUUUCAGAGAACAAAGAGGAGCUGCAACCUCUUUCUGACUCUGGAUCUUUCCUCCUGGUCCCUAAUGGCCAGCUGACUGCUGAGCAGUUUGAGAAAACUUGGCUAAGCCUAGAAGUGGCCCACCGAGAAGUGUUACCCUGGCAAGGAGUAGCCCAUCCUGACACCAUCCAGACAGCUCUGCAAAUGGUGAACAUCCAGACCAUUGCCCUGAGCAAGGCCGGUGUCCAGCCCUGGAAGGCCUAUCUUAGUGCCCAGGAUGGUGCAGGCUGCCUCUUCCUAACAGAACUGCUGUUAGAUCCUGAGCACUCGGAAGUGCACCUCUCCGUGAAGCAAAGCCAGGCCAAGGCUGAGGCCCUGAACAGUUUUACUUCUGUAUUAAAAACUGUAAUUGGGACAAUUGUGGGCAUAAAAUCUUGAUAGAUUCUUGCUGCCUUUGUAAAGAGGCAUAAAUAAUGAUCCAAGUUCAUCAUUUGUUUUCUGAUUCCUUAAGUUUGAAUAACAUUAGAGGAAAGGGAAGGUAGAAAUCCAGGAACCAGGAUUCUUGGGUGGUUUUGAAGGUCAUUCUUUCUGUGGACAGAUGACUUCAUAUCUCUGCAGUGGUGCUGUGUGCUUCAUUCAUGAUAGAGAUGUAGGUAAAGAUGUAGAAGUGAUUAAAGGGGGCACCUAGGUGGCACAGUGGAUAAAGCACUGGCCCUAGAUUCAGGAGGGCCUGAGUUCAAAUCUCGACUCAGACACUUGACUCUUACUAGCUGUGUGACCCUGGGCAAGUCACUUAACCCUUAUCGCCCUGCAAAAGAAAAAAAAAGUAAUUAAAGUGUUUGGCUGUUUAGGAUCAUGAAAUCUUAGUGUUGGAAAGAUCAUCAUUAUCUGCUCCUGCUGCUUCAUGUCAUAGAUGGGGGGGGGGGGUCAACUGGCCCUAAACCACAAGUCUAGUGAGUGCCCAAGCCAGGCCUGGAAUCCAGGUUCUUGACCUGAUCCGAUUCUCUUUCAUGCCUCAAAGCUGUUUUCUUGCACCAAGUGCCUGAGGAGGCAGUGCCUGCAUGCUCCCCCAUUUUGUUGAUGAGGGACUUUGUGGCUCAGAGAGGUGAAGUAACCCAACAAGUUAUUAGACUUUUUGACCCUUCCACUACACAAAUGAAAGCAUAAUGCCAUUCUGGUGGAGGCUUGAGUAUUAUUUCUGAUUAGGCAUGAGGGUCUAUAUAGAUGAAGGCCUUUAUCAUUUCCUAUUAUCAAUGAACAUUCAUCUCCUUGAAGGUAUCUGCCUUUUUAGAUGCUAGUAACUGGUUUUUUCCCCACUGUUUUGCAAUAUCAAAUCGUGUGGAAAACAUUUAGAAAUCCGUCUGGAUCAUGGAUCCAGUAGGUUCAAAGAAGAGAUCAACUGCUUUCGUGUUUUGAAUUGCUCAGAAAAGCAAACCCAAACCCUAAAUGUUAAAGUAUGGAGGAAAAGGUUAUGCCAAAAGAGGGCCCGCUCUGUCAGCUUCUCCCAAGCUAGAAGUGCCUUAAAGGUGCUGGUGACCUGAAAGCAGGCCAGAGCUACUCCCAAAACAAUAGAGAGGCAGCCUAAAGGGGAAAUGUUGGAUGUGAGAGUUGGCACCAAUCAACCAGAAGUUAAAUCAGUGUCUAUUUCUGUGCCCAGAACUCAGGGUCUGGGGACAUACAAAUAAAUUGAAGCAGCCCUUGUCCUCGAGGAAUUUAUAUUCUAUUAGAGGAGACAACAUGCACACAUAAUAAGUAAAUACCAGGUAAUUCUGUUAGGAAAAGGGUGGUGCUUGAGCUUAGGUUUGAAGGAAAUUGGGGGAUUCUUAGAGAUAGGUGAAGAGAGAGUGCAUUUUUGGCAUUGGGAACAGCCUGUGCAAGAGAUGGAGUGUUUUUUGUGAGGAACAGUAAGAACCAGUUUGGCUAGACGGAUAAGUGCAUGAAGGGAGCGUCAUAUAACAGGCUGUAACCAGGUCAUAAAGGCCUUUAAAUGCUGAGCUGAGGGGCUUCCAUUUCACUUUGGAGGUGAGGAGGAGCCAGAAGAGUUCAUUGAGCAACCAAGUGACUCGACCAGAGCUAUGCUUUAGAAAAACAAGUUUGCCAGAUAUGUGGAGGGUGAAUUGGAAAGGGAAGACACUCAAGGCAGGAAGAUAAACCAGAAGGUGACUGGAUAGUCUUGGAGAGGUGAAGAAGGCCUAAACUGGGAUGUUGGCCUCAUGAGGGGAGAAAAGGGAACUGAUACAAGAGAUGUUGUGGAGCAGGAUGUGCCAACUAAUUGGAUAUGUGCCAGGAGAGUGUAAAGUCAAGGAUGACUCCUGGGUAGGGAACCUGGGUGAUUAGGAUGGUGGCGUUCUUUGCUGAUCAGUAAUGGGAUGCAGCUUGUGACUAGCUGUUGUAUUUCUAGCCCAAGUGAGAGAGAAGACCCAGUCUCAAGCUGGGGUGGGGGUUGGGGUUGGGGGUAAGUUUCCAGGAGCUUGGCUGUGAGAGAAAGAAAAAAUAUGGAGGAAGAAAAGACUAGUGUUAGUGAAUUGAUUGAUGAAAAUUAAAAGUCAAUUGUGAUGUCAAACUGAAGAAACUGAAUAUAGCUCACCUGUUGAAUAUAUAUAUAUAUAUAUAUAUAUAUAUAUAUGUUAUAUAUAUAUAUUAAAUAGACAAAUUAUCCAGAAUAAGGACUGACUUUUAUUGACUGCUACUACUUUAUACUAAUUUAAUAAGAAAAGUAAACAAGACUUAAAUAACUUCAGAGUUAAUUCUUCAGUACUCUCCAACAACUUUGUUUCCUUAUGGCUUUACUGUUGGAAGUAAAUUAAUAUUAACCUUUUUUUAAGCUCUAAGGUUAGCUUAUACUGUGGGAAUACAAUGUUUCUUUUCACAUCUCCAUCAGUGAGUCAGUAAGCCCCAUUUAAUAAACAUCUACAAUGGUCAGAAACUGGAAAGUUGUAGAGGUAAUAAGGAGAAUACCUGACUUUGAGGAAGUUAAAAUCUUUUUUAUAAAUAGUCAUAUAUUUUAUUAACUAACAUCUUCCACCCAUCACCUUACUGGAGAUAAUCUACAUAUAAAGCUGCUUUUUUUUUUCUUUAAAGCAUGUUUUUAUUUUUUUAAUUAUAUGGGAAAACAAUUUUUAACAUUUUUUUUCUGGUGGGGCAAUGGGGUUAAGUGACUUGCCCAGGGUCACACAGCUAGU